Wickerhamiella sorbophila is the source of this 207-nucleotide messenger RNA. RefSeq lists its product as hypothetical. Gene Ontology annotation, cellular component: endoplasmic reticulum. The transcript is spliced from 2 exons. The coding region runs from base 1 to 207 and encodes 68 amino acids. The record is from RefSeq and is a predicted model, not a curated record. NCBI's taxonomy places the organism in Eukaryota, Fungi, Ascomycota, Dipodascomycetes, Dipodascales, Trichomonascaceae.
AUGGCUCCUCAAACACCAGCUCAGAGAGCGGCUAACGAAAAGUACGCACGCCGGGAAUUGGCUAAGAAAGGAAAGCGCGUAGCACCAACAUACAAGUCCAAGUUGGAUAAAAAGCCAGCACGCAAGAUCCCCUUUGGGUACAUCGCUUUCUUCUUAUUUUUGAUUCUUGGUACUGUGUUUGUUGAAGCUAUUAUUGGUCGAGCAUGA